Molecule: messenger RNA, 222 nt
Organism: Blumeria graminis f. sp. triticale
Lineage: Eukaryota; Fungi; Ascomycota; Leotiomycetes; Helotiales; Erysiphaceae
Source: the annotation of a GenBank genome assembly
AUGGAUAUCAUUGCCGCACAUCCUUUGCCACGACAGGAGGAGGACGGGGAUGAGGAGGCAGCUGAGCCGCCUGCUACGAUCAAUCAAGCACUAAAUGGCCUCGAGCGCCUGCUCAGCUUCAAGGAACAUGAGCCGUAUGCCAACUCCAUGGAGCUCAUGACGCUCAUGCGUAUGAAAAGAAGCCUGCAGCAGGCAGAGCUUAAUAGAAGUCAAGGGACAUGA